This is a messenger RNA of Cladocopium goreaui, 775 nucleotides long. NCBI's taxonomy places the organism in Eukaryota, Dinophyceae, Suessiales, Symbiodiniaceae. The record is from the annotation of a GenBank genome assembly.
AUGAUCCAGAAAACAUUUGGGGCACGGCGACGGCUCCGCAAUCCGCUGAGGCACCUUGAUCCCGUCAACGAGGAUUUGCCGCAUAUUGUCAACUUGUCCCCACAGUUGCGGGAGCUGGUUCUGGCCGGUCCAGACACCAUCUUUUUCGAUGCCGUGAUCCGCGAUUUUCAGCAGAGUCAUGCAGACUUUGACAGCUUCAAUGGACACAUGGAAGGACUGGUCUUGCCUAUUUUGGGAGAGGACAAGAAGCCCGUGUACAACCCGAAAAAUGACAACUCGUCAUUGUUUCCGCAGCCUCCAUUGUCCAACAAAGAGAACUUCGACCAGUGGUUUCGUGAUGUUCCUGGAGUCAACAAGCGUUUGAACUUCAGGAUGGAUUUUGUGAAGUCCGCCUCUGGAACCUACGCCCACGACGAUGAGGCCUUCUUCCCCAUCGACGGGAAGGGUUGGAACGACACCAGGAUUGGUUUGGACAAUCAAAGCCACAACUUCUAUUUCACCCUUGAGAUGCAUGCAUCCUUCGUCUACAUCCCUGGUCUUUCAUUUACCUUCCGCGGUGACGACGAUGUGUGGGUCUUCAUGGACAACAAGUUGGUGAUCGACCUUGGAGGCGUUCAUGGGCCCCUCCAAAAGACCUUUUCAGUGGAUGAGUUGAACCUCACCGAGGGAGAAGCCGUUGACCUCCGCUUCUUCUUCGCUGAACGGAGAUGUUGCGGCUCGCAGUUCCGGAUGGAAACCACCAUUGUGCCGGUGACAGGGACCUGCACCAUCUGGG